Messenger RNA from Leishmania mexicana MHOM/GT/2001/U1103, 858 nucleotides. RefSeq lists its product as hypothetical. The transcript has a single exon. Lineage: Eukaryota; Euglenozoa; Kinetoplastea; Trypanosomatida; Trypanosomatidae. The coding region runs from base 1 to 858 and encodes 285 amino acids. The record is from RefSeq and is a predicted model, not a curated record.
AUGGAGUCCACCGCAAAGUGCGUUGACGCCACCUCCCGCUGCCUUCGACUUUUCAAUCCUACAAGGACAAUCACGCAGUCCAAAGGCAUGACUACGCUAUCAAAGCUCUACGGCACAGGUGCAGCACCCCAUGAAAGAGUGGUCACCUUUCUUACGCACAUCCGUGACGCAUUCGACGGCGUGCUGCCUGUAGAAAUCGCGCUCAGCGGCGGACACUGUCUCCAGAAACUAGACCCAUCCGCUGCAGAUGAGUACCUUUUAGCUUUCAUAACGGACUGGUUAGCGCUAGCAGCUGCGGCAGACGAGCAGGCAGAUUCCUUCCGACGGCGCUUUCGCCACAUACUUUCGACGGACAACGCACAGAAAACGUUUCACCUCCAUUUUCGUGCGGCUGUGCUUCUCCAGAUCGAGUGCGCCGCACAGUCCGGGCACAAGCACGUCUUCGCAGCGUACAACACGCAGGCGAUGGAUGCUAUUCUGACCCCUUUCACUCGAGGGGAGCUACAAAAGUACGAGGCCACGUGCUGGCAAGAGGCAGCGCGGCACCGCGAGGUGGAAAGUGUGGUGGCUGUGCCUUUUGUGUCUACAGCCGCCGCCUCGACGAUGUCGUCUGCACUCGCCCCAUACAAGCAACAAGGGACACAGUGGGGCACCUCGACUGAGGUGCGUCGAGGAGGUGCAGUCGCCCCAUCGUCCUCCGGAAUGGCAAACUGGAGGCAUGAUGCCAUCCGCAUUCUUGUCUUUCUCCUCCUGGCAGUUCUGCUUCGCUUUGCGUGGGGACGGCUGGCAAGGGCGCUGAAAAGACUCCUGCAAAUCACACGCGCGGCACCGGCACGCCAGCGUACCUUGACACUGUGA